AUGUUCUAUUCUGAGACUCUGUUGUCGAAAACCGGGCCACUGGCUCGCGUUUGGUUGUCGGCCAAUAUCGAGCGCAAACUCUCCAAGUCGCACAUUCUCCAGUCCGACAUUGAGAGCAGUGUCAAUGCCAUUGUUGACCAGGGCCAGGCUCCCAUGGCCUUGCGUUUGAGUGGCCAAUUGCUCUUGGGUGUUGUUAGAAUCUACAGCCGCAAGGCUCGCUACCUCCUCGACGACUGCAAUGAAGCUCUGAUGAAAAUCAAAAUGGCCUUCCGUCUCACAAAUAACAAUGACUUGACUAACACUGUCGUCGCCCCUGGUGGAAUUACUCUCCCCGAUGUGCUUACUGAAUCUGAUCUCUUCACCAAUCUCGAUACAUCUCUACUUUUUCCUCAAACUCUUGACCUGGAGCCAGCUGAAAAGCAGCCCGGCGGUAUGGACUUUGGAAGCCAACUUCUCCCCGACAGUAGCUUCCGCCGUUCUGUUUCCCAGGAACCCGCUCGCCUUGAAGAUCCUUCUUUGGUUGAUCUCGACUUUGGCGACGAUGAAUUGCCUCUUGGAAAUGACCCGACCAUGGAAGUUGGUCGAGACGCCCCCGCGCCUCGUCCAGUCGAAGAGGAUCUCUUCAGUGACGCUGGAAAAUUCAACGACGGCGACGACUUGGAACUGGACCUUGGGGAUGAUGACACACCUCUGGAUAAAAUGGACCUUGCUGACGAUGGCCUCGAUAACGUGAAUGAUCUUCUCCCGGAUGCUCCCAUGGACUUUGGCAACGACGACUUUGGUGGUGGCGACGAGACCCCCCGCCCUGCCGAAAACCGAUUUGAACGCGACACUGAGAGCCCCCUUUCUGACGCUGGAUCCGAUCAAAUGAACCAACUGGAGGAAGAAUUCAACCGCGAUGAAAACGCCACUCCUGACGCCACCAGCGCCCAGCAGGGUCAGCGCACCAAGCGCCAGAAGCUUCUCGCACUGGACAACGAAGUUGCGAUCUCCAGCUCCAAUUUCAAGAACCAGCAGAACGACCGCUCGUCCAUCCUUAAGCCUGCUUCUUUCUUGCCCCGUGACCCUGUCCUGCUCACUCUCAUGACCCGCCAGCAGAAUGGGGACUUCGUCUCUAGCGUAUUUGGCGAGGAUCGUGGACGCGGAUGGGCACCCGAGCUGCGUGGAAUGCUUUCUUUGGAAUCAGCUAAGAAGGCUGGUGAGCUGAAGCGUAAGCGUGACAGUGGAAUCUCUGAUAUGGAUGUUGCUGCCGCUGAUGUCCCUGCUCUCGAGCUUGGUGAUGAGGAAGCCAUUGCCCCUAUGGACGAGGGAAUUGCUCUCGACACCACCUUGAACCAGCGCUCUGAGAUUCAAUUCCCCGGAGACGACGAUGAGCAAUUGCACCUGAGUGAAGGUGAAAUGGAACCCAUGGAGGAGUUGGACGACACCAUCUACCCCGUGGACACCGAGCCGGUCUCUAUGGGCACCAAGCAUGCCGUGCACAUUCUCCGCGAGAAGCUUGGUGAUUCCGCCACCUCCCAGAAGAAGAGCGUGCUGUUCCAGGAUCUUCUCCCCGAGCAGCGCUCGUCCAAGGCCGAUGCUACCAAGAUGUUCUUUGAAACUCUGGUUCUAGCUACAAAGGAUGCCGUCAAGGUUGAGCAGAGUGCCAAGUCUAUCGGUGGUCCCCUCAAGAUCCACGGUAAGCCAGCACUCUGGGGCUCGUGGGCCGAGGAGAACGCCGCUGGUGCCAUGGGUCAGUUAAGUCAGGCCCUGUAG
Messenger RNA from Penicillium soppii, 1755 nucleotides. RefSeq names its product kleisin alpha. Gene Ontology annotation, cellular component: synaptonemal complex; cohesin complex. Gene Ontology annotation, molecular function: chromatin binding; protein binding. NCBI's taxonomy places the organism in Eukaryota, Fungi, Ascomycota, Eurotiomycetes, Eurotiales, Aspergillaceae. The record is from RefSeq and is a predicted model, not a curated record. Gene Ontology annotation, biological process: mitotic sister chromatid cohesion; replication-born double-strand break repair via sister chromatid exchange; synaptonemal complex assembly. The transcript has 2 exons. Bases 1 to 1755 code for a protein of 584 amino acids.